AUGGAGAUUUGCAUUUUGGGAUUGCGCACAGCGCAGCGUCUUUCCCGGAUCACGGGUGGCGGGCGUCAAUCAUAUAAUGCAGCAGUAACAUGGUUUAUGGGUGGCUCAGGUCUACUGUGUAUGGAGGCUGGCCAGAUUGACGGCCCCAGAUUCCCGAUUCUGAAGGAUUCCAGGCCGCUCGUAAUAAUGGAGAGCUGUCGGCAAGCGGGCAGAAAGAAGCAAUCGGCUGUUAUGCCCGUACCCCAUCCGUUUCAAGCCAAGGAGGAAGGAGGAAGGAGGAACCCGCCUGGCCCAGGAACUUGCCUCGCCUCCAGUGACGAUGACGCUCUUCGUGGAAAGAGAGCUCCGGCUUGGUGGUUCUUGCCUUGGCCAGAGUUGAAACUGACGACCUGGGUUUGGGGAGUGCGACGGGAACCUCUUUCCUUUGGUGCGAAUAGAAAUCAAGGUAGCAACCAGAACCUGGACCUCCUUCCUUCUCGGGUUUUCCAUCUUCAUCUUCCUUUUGGGUCCUUCGGCUCCGGCACCGUCUCCAGAGAAAUUGCAAACUUUCCCAUUUUCCGUGAAACUCACAAACAAGAAACAACAUUAAACGGGGCCCCGUCUGUAUCGCAUAAACUCGGAAAACGACACAACACCCGCGGCUUCCUACAGAUACCGUCUACACCCCUACCUCGCAUCGCACCUCCCUACGGGUCCUCUCCAAGCUUGUCUUGCCUUCUCGACCUUAAUUUCCAUCCUGCCAAUUCCCUGCACCCGCGGACCAUGAUCAUCGAAAUCACCAGAACCCUGGCCCGAGAAACCAUGGACACCGCCAAUGAAAGCGGAGGAGCUCUGAGCAAGCUGCUACCAAAGUCAAUCGCUGCCAAGCGCCGCCGCAGAAAACAAGAAGCCCAAGAAGAUGAAGCCGCUGCCGCCACGGCCGCUUUGUUGAUAGGGGUCAAGGGGGAAGAAGUUACCGCUCUUGCUGUUACGCCUCCAGCACUCAGAGACGACGCUGCCAGCCAUCUAUCCAACAGACGCGACAGCGGCUCUUACGUUCAUGACACGGACAGCUUUGGAUUGGAAAAAGACGGCUCGACAGGGUUUCCCGACUACGACUACGGCCACUACCCCGAGCACGGCCACGCCGCCCACGACGCGGACGAUGCCAGCACCGAGGAAGCCACAAGCAUGCUGUCGCUGGACGAACCUGAUAUUGACGAUCUUCAGCCACGUCUUUUCGCGUGGCGCAUUCCCCCCAUCUCUGCUGGCACAACCCGCAACGGCGCCGUCUCUCUUUUUUCUCACUGGUCCGGGGGGUUCUGGGACUGGGAGACUAGCAGAGUCGGAGAGGAGGGGGGGGCUGAUGCGCUCUCCUCUCCUCUCUCUGUGCUCCGUGGCCCAUGGGUCUCAGCUCCCCCUCAUCCACUCUCUGCGGCAAUCGCCCGAGUGCGAACAAACGGGGUCAGGGUCGUCCAUGUCUCCCCCGACCACCUCCUACUGUUUCGUCUCUCCAUUGCCAUAUCGACACAUCCUUCGCAAAUAGGUUACUUGACUACUUCUUCCCCUAUCGUUCAGGCAACUCAUUUGCCUGAACCCCAACCACAGAUACUGGACGACCAACUCUCCCAGAUCGCCUCGGCGCGAUCCACUCUCUCCUCUGCCAAGCGGACGCAAUCCGUCGAGUCGUCGACAGAUUCUUCUUUGCGCUCCAAACGCAGUUUCACAAGUCUCGUGCCACCAAAGAAAAACACCACGAGAUCGCCGUCCCCCGUUGGCCGUCUCAAAGGUGUUUUUACAAAGUCAAAAAAGACUCCCAGUGCCGCCACAAGCCCCGACCGGUCCCUGGGCGGUGACGAAACCCCCGACCACGACCGAGACACGCGGAGAACAAGAGACCGAGGCAGAGCCACUGCUUCCACCUCUGACCUCACCACAACCACAAAGCCGUUUCUAGACAAUUCGACCCCGCCACACCCGAAUGCGACGAGCGACGCAGAUGCAUCUCGCGUAAAACAAUCAACAACGCAUUCACCUGAGCGACGUCGCUCCAGGGCCUCCACAAACACAUCUCGAAUCGACACCUCCUUCGUACCUCAAACCCCGCCCAACGCCGACAAGACGCCCGUCAUCGUCAACACCCCUCCGACACCGACCGACCACAACGCACCCUACGCUCAAUCUCCUCCGCCGGCCCCAGCUCCGCAGCCCGCUCCCGAAGUUUCUGUCACUGCCUCAGGCAACACGAAUGGUGGUUCUGCCACGGGUACUAUGCUUGCUCACCGCAGGGGUAGAUCAGGAUCUGGAAGUAUAGGGCCUAGCAAACUGUCCAACAUAACCCUCGCGCCUUUGACGCCCACCCCCGAGAACGGGACCGCAAGCAACCCAGGAACUCCAUCCGGCGGAAGCGGCUUCUUUUCAUCCGUCUUUUCGGCUGCGCAAAACGCCGCGACCUCGCUCACAAGUACCAUUCAGAAUACCGGCAUAGGACCGACCCCUCCCAAGAACAAGAACGUAGCUAAACCCCCCGAUAUCAAGAUCGACGAGCAGCCCGAGGUCGAGCCGCCACCUCCAUCCGCAACAGGCUCGACCAUGGAGAAAGAGCCAGCAGUCAAGACCAUUGGGUCGGGCGAGCUCAGCCUCAGUCAAUUAGGUAUAACGGACACAGCCAGCAAUGCAGGAACGCCCAUUACAGCAAAAUUCCCCGAAUCGGACGCACGAGCUAGAAGCGAGUCAGCCCCGACAGACGCUGCCUAUGCCGCUGCCACGCGCGACCUCGGAGUAGACGACGGCCGAAACGCGGCGAGACCCCAAUCACUGUACGAUCCAGGAAGUGCCGGGGACCGAACCCCUCCACAAGGCAGCAUACACGAAGACAAGAUUUCGGGAGUCCAACGAAGUGGAAGUAUUCGAAGCGCCAUUGGACGCCAUCGCAAGCGAGGAAGCUCAGCUGUGUCGGGAGGUACGGCUACUACUAUUGGCGCUGCCAUUGCUGCGGCUAACGCGUCUCUUGCUCACCCUCAAGCCAACGCGAGCGUACCGAAACUUACGGGAUUCGCGGUUGCGAGCAAGAAGCGCAAUCGAGAUUUCCAUGGAUUUUUCAAGAGCGUGCCCGACGACGAUUACCUCAUCGAAGACUACAGCUGUGCGUUGCAGCGCGAGAUCCUGGCGCACGGCCGCCUGUACGUAUCCGAAGGCCACUUGUGCUUUAGCAGCAACAUCCUCGGCUGGUCGACCACGCUUGUCAUGAGCUUUGACGAAAUAGUAAGCGUUGAGAAGCGCAGCACGGCCCUGGUUUUCAAGAACGGACUCAUGAUCACGACCCUACAUGCCAAGCAUAUUUUUGCCAGUUUCACCAGUCGAGACUCGACUUACGACCUAAUUGUCAAUAUUUGGAAACUUGGUCACCCGACCCUGCAAAGCUCGCUAAACGGAGUGCAGCUCGAGGGCACUGGUGGUGACAAGACAGAAAAGGUUGACGCGAAUAGUGCAGUGGUAGCAGAUGUUGAUGAUGGUAGUUUGUCCGGCACCGAUGAAGAGAGUGAUUCUGGCGAUGACGACGACGUUUACGACGAAGAUGAUGACGCAGAGGACUUGCAAGAUGUCACGCAACUGUCAGAAGUCAACGCUGAACCCGAAGGUGGAAAGACCGUCUCUCGCAAGGUAUCUGGUGCAGGUGCUAAUGGCGCUGUCGCCGAUGUCGUCAAGGAGGCUGUCGGUGCUGCUCCAGGCGGCAAUGACUUCCCUGGUCCGGCCACUCAUGCGCCAACCGAUUGCGGAGACUCUGACACGCAUUACGACAGGGUUGUCGGCGACGAUGUCAUUCCUGCGCCCUUGGGCAAGGUGUAUAACUUGCUCUUCGGUCCAGCCUCGGUCACCUGGAUGACAAAAUGGCUCACUGUUGAGGCCAAGUGUACAGAGUUGACCAUGGAGGACAAGAAGGGGCUGACUCUCGACAAUAAGUCUCGGUAUUUCACUUACAUUAAGCCUCUCAAUGGUGCCAUCGGUCCGAAGCAGACAAAAUGUCUUGUAACGGAGACCUUGGAUCAUCUUGAUUUUGAGAAAGCCAUCAACUUUAGCGUCACCACACAAACCCCAGAUGUACCGAACGGCAACAUUUUCAGCGUCAAGACAAAGUACUGUUUGACGUGGGCCGACAACAACUCUACCAGAGUGCAAUCCAACUGCACUAUUGAGUGGACGGGCAAGAGUCCUAUCGAAAAGGGAGCCAAUGAUGGCCAGACCCAGUACUGCAAAGACCUCUUUGCUAGUCUGAAAUCAGCUGUGUCUACUAAAGCCCGCGCUGGCGGUGCGGGAGCGGGCUCAGGCCCCAAGGGCAAGAAGAAGAGCAAGAAGAGCAAGGCGGCCGGCUCAACAACAGACGCCGAAGACGAGCAGGUUCGUCCAAGACAUGUUCCCAAGACAAAUUGGGGCCCAUUGGAGCCUGUCCGCGGCAUUCUCGAGCCAAUUCUCGACAUUGCCAAACCACUACUCACGGGCAACAUGAUGUAUGGCCUCCUAGUUGGCCUUCUCGUUGCUACGUGGUUUGGCUUUGGCCUGCCUGGCAGACAAGCGUCUGGAGAUAUGCGCAUGUAUGGUUUUCCGGAUCGUCUUGCGGCGUACGACGAGAUGUGGAGGCGCGAAGAGAGUGAACUUUGGGAGUGGCUGGAGGAAAGAGUUGGGUUGGAGCGCUUGCACGAAGGCAGCUUGCCCAUUCGGAAGCGAGCAAUGGAGCCAAGUACUGUGGAGGAGAGGGUCAGAGAGGAUCGUAUGGAUGAGCGUGAGAUUGAAGAGGCAAUCAAGGUGACGGAAGAGAAGCUUAAGGUGUUGAAGGGCGUCAUGGACAAGAAGAAGCCAACAUCCGUAAGAACGUUGAACCGACCAUUUGACGAUGGCGAUAGAUGCGAAACUGUGGCAUGGUCAAUCAUCUUCAGCCAGUUUCUUGAUCGGGAUUCACGAGACAAAGGCUGUUUUAUCUUUGCCUUAUCUUUGAAAGGCAGGCACAGAGAACCGUUGCCUGCUCCUGAGCUUUGGAAUACACCAAAUAAGCGAGUAGGCAGUACCUACCCUAGAAGAGACGCGUCUUCUUGGCCUCUCUAUGUUCAGAAACCGCGCUUCGUUCUCACAUUACUAUCGAACCGGACUGGAAGGCACGCCUCUAUCCACCUCCCUCCUUUUGAGCAGCAGGUGCUUGCCUACCUCGAUCUUGUUCUCUUCUGCCACUUCACAAACCUCGAAGACGCAGCUUGCCUCUAUCGAACACGACAACAUUACCCGUCUGCCUCCGCCAACUAUCCAACAUUGUCUCGAGUUUAUUCUUCGUAUCCUCAUGUUUUUGUCUACUAUUCCAUCACCUUAAUUCUCCACUACUCGAGGUCCUUGAUAUCGUAG
This is a messenger RNA of Colletotrichum lupini, 5370 nucleotides long. Its product is annotated as GRAM domain-containing protein. Gene Ontology annotation, biological process: intracellular sterol transport. The record is from RefSeq and is a predicted model, not a curated record. The coding region runs from base 1 to 5370 and encodes 1789 amino acids. NCBI's taxonomy places the organism in Eukaryota, Fungi, Ascomycota, Sordariomycetes, Glomerellales, Glomerellaceae. Gene Ontology annotation, cellular component: mitochondrion; plasma membrane; endoplasmic reticulum-plasma membrane contact site. The transcript has 15 exons. Gene Ontology annotation, molecular function: sterol transfer activity; sterol binding.